Messenger RNA from Oryza sativa Japonica Group (Japanese rice), 797 nucleotides. The record is from RefSeq and is a predicted model, not a curated record. NCBI's taxonomy places the organism in Eukaryota, Viridiplantae, Streptophyta, Magnoliopsida, Poales, Poaceae.
CCCAAUCCCCCGCAUGCCCCCAACUCACCUAAUUAUCCACCUUCUUCCUCCAGCGUGCGGACUGUGGUUCGGCUGGCCUUUGGAUUCUUCGAGCACUUGGAGCAGAGAACCUCCGGACACCAGCCACAAUCUGAGGCUCGCAUCGAUCCUCGGAUUUGAUUUGUUGACCUUCCUAGAAGGAAAAUCGGGUGGGUUUUGAGAUGGCUGGAGUAUUCGCCUCCAUGGCUAUCGAAUGGGCGAUCGACAAGCUCUAUUCCUUGCUGCCAGCAUGUCUGGUAUCAACACCUGCAUCGUCAUCGUCUUCCGCAGCGCCAGCUGAAAGCGAGGACCUUGAGGUUCUGAAGAGGCUUGAGAGAACAAUGCACAGGAUCCAUGCGACACUGCACGAUGCAGAGGAACAGUGGAACAUCAGGGAGGAAACAGCCAAGCUGCGGCUCAAGGAACUGAAGAAGGUGGCCUACGACGCGGAGGACGUGGUGGAUGAGUACGGGUACGAGAUGACACGCCAUAAAGUGGAGGCAUUUGAGCAAUCUGCAAGGGCUAAUCGCAGCGGCAAGCGCAGGCGCGAAGAGGUAAAAUUUUCAUCACUGCAUAAUCUAUGCCAACAAAAAUUCUAUCAGAUAUUUAUAUAUGAUGUUUGGACCAUGUUUAUGCAUGAUAUGUUUGUUGGAAUUAAUGAAUGGGCCUUAGCCCACUCGAAGAUUAAUUCUUUGGAAAAUCACAAAAGCCCACCUCAUGGGAUGGCAUGCAUAUUUAACAGAAAUUUCUCCAGAAGUAAGGAGAUUCAGUUUUCCUGA